AAAAAAUCAAACCAAGAGAGAUUUAAUUAAACACUCACAUUUAUUAUUAAUAAAUACAUUCAUUAGAAACGAAUCCAAAUGAAAACACAUAAGAAAAACUAAUCUAAAACAAUAAUUAAACAGUUAACGAAUUAAAAACACUUGAAAACCAACAAAUAACACUUAAAGACUAAUCUUGAGUGAAAGGUAAUAAGCCUUUGGCCAAAAGAAAAUUAAUAACGUCAAAAAAAUUGAUAGAAUAACGUUAAGAUAGAGCGCAACUGAAAACCGGAAGUGACCGGCGCUAAAAUUAAUAAAUGAUAAACGUAACAUUGAACACCGUCGAAAGAGAAUUAGCACCCUAACGUUAAAAGCAGUUAGAUAAAAUUAAUUAAAACUAAAUUAAAAAUCCAUCGUAACUUUGAAAAAAACGUAAACACAAACCCGGAAGUAAACGGCGCCCGAAAAAUAAUUAAUUUCAACGUAAAGACAGCUUAAUGAAACGUAACAUUGACCUCGAACGAUGUUAAUUAACUUCAUUAGUUAAAUAAAACCACGUGAAAAUAAAACAAUGCUUUUUAAACAUCAACGAAUCCCAUUGGCUACUGUACUGUUUACGUAUGUUGGUACGGGAAUUUUGGAAACCCCUAUAUAUGUAUACAACAGCUGAUUAAAGCGUCAUAUUUCAACAGAUGAUUAACCAAACAAGGUAAGUUAAGUUUAAUUGUGAUUUGCUUUGUUGAUUUGAAACUUUUUAAAAAGUGAAUGUGUCAAUUAGUUUGUUAAUUGGAUGUGUACAAAGUUGUAAAUAUGAUCGCUAAACGUCUCAUUAACGUAGAGGUCGUGAUUUAUUAAAUAAUUAUCUGCAUCGAUGUCACGUGAAAUCACAGUUAAGUGUCUGUGACGCAUGUUUAAAUACCAGGUGUUUACCCAUUAAAAUGGUGUUAAUUAACCUCUGACCUUUGCUAUUUUCGUUCAUAUACUGUAAUAUCUCGGUGCUUGUUGCAUUAUACACAUGUUUAGCUUCACUAAUGUCACGUAACAUUAAAGUUUACGGCCCGUGACUCGUGUUUGUAUUGUUUUAAUGCAACAGGUAGGCCUUGCAAUGUGACUUUAACCCCUGACCUAUGCUUUUGUCAUCCAGAUACUGUAAUAUCUUGGUGCUUGUUGCAUUAUACACAUGUUUAGCUUCACUAAUGUCACGUAACAUUAAAGUUUACGGCCCGUGACUCGUGUUUGUAUUGUUUUAAUGCAACAGGUAGGCCUUGCAAUGUGACUUUAACCUCUGACCUAUGCUUUUGUCAUCCAGAUACUGUUAUAUCUUGGUGCUUGUUGCAUUAUACACAUGUUUAGCUUUACUAAUGUCACGUAACAUUACGGUUUACUGCCUCUUUUGUGUCGUUUCAGAAAAUGGUACCCUGCCCAUUCUGUCCGAAGGAUCUUACUAACAUGAGGCAGCACCUAAGGGUCACGCAUGGGGUUGCCAAUCUCCGGGAAAGGCAGCUGUGGGUUCGCUUUUCCCGGAGAAAGGUCACGCAGCCUUUACGCCCGUGCACGUUGUGUGGUCGUGCCCUAAAGCACAUACGGCCACACUUCGCCAAUUCCCACCGGGAUCUGUCGGCCAGGAAGCUCAGGCGAACUGUCCGGCGAUUCCAGUGGGAUAUUACCAUGGAAAGGCUGCGUGACCUUGAGGCCAGCCACCCGGUGGUCCCCAUGGUGACCCUGAUGGAACCCUUUGAAGACUCUGACGAAGAGCAAAUUCCUUCAGCCCCUUCGUCCUCCAUCACGUCUGCACGCUCCUUCACGCCUGCACCCCGCAUCACCCCUUCACACCCCGUCACCCCUUCACAUCCCAUCACCACCCCGCCUUCGAGCCCAGGCGCAUGUGCAGCCGUGGAGGAGAUCGCAGAGGGGCUGAAGGAAUUUGUCCAGUGCAUGGGCAGUCAUGUGGAGCAGUCAGAGGGCGGCCCGCUCUUCGGUGGUCCGGCCAGCCAUCCUUCCCCGCCACCGGCCGAGUUCAGCGUAGACGAUUUUCUACUGAGCCUAGACCGGCUCGACGCCAGCUACGCCGGGGCGGGGGUCGUGCAGGGUUUUGACGAAGAGCGGGCCGCCCAGGCACCCAUCAUGCCGGCAUUCCUUUUGUUGCUAGAAGACAACUCAAUGGAUCCUCUCCAGUGGGGCGAGGUGGACCAAGGGCCACGUUCCCCUACGCUGGAGAGGAUAUAGUGUUGUAAUUUUAAAUGUUUUUAUAUGGUUCAUUAUGUUUUAUAAUGUGUUUUAUCAAUAAAGUUUUAAAAUGUGUUUUUAA
Messenger RNA from Misgurnus anguillicaudatus (oriental weatherfish), 2287 nucleotides. RefSeq lists its product as uncharacterized. NCBI's taxonomy places the organism in Eukaryota, Metazoa, Chordata, Actinopteri, Cypriniformes, Cobitidae. The record is from RefSeq and is a predicted model, not a curated record.